GUGACAAAUGCACACAGUCUGUCAAACCUGCAUGUCCACAUCAUCUCUGAUGAAGAUCAUGAGCAUUUAUGUCGCAGAUUAAUCACUUAUAUUAGACACACAUCGACUGGAGCAGAGGCGCUGAAAUGAGAGCAGGUUUGAGUUUCCUGCACUUCUGUUUGCUGCUUCCUGUGGUCAGAGGCACGUUAUCAAAGACAGAUGCCAAAAAAGCCAGUAAGACCCAGGAGGUGGAGACAUCAGUGGCGGAUCGGCCGGCGCAGGACCGGGGUCUGCUGGUGACGGACCCUCAGUGGAGGGACAUCGUGAGAGAGGAGAAGAGGUUUUGUCCUCAGUGUGUGUCUACACGACACUUUAAAGGCAGUGUGCUGGGAUACAUCACACCUUGGAACGCUCAUGGAUAUGACAUUGCUAAGUUGUUUGGUCCGAAGCUGUCGUCCGUGUCUCCGGUGUGGCUUCAGCUGAGACGAAGAGGACCAGAGAGCUUCCACAUCACCGGUCUUCACGACCACGACCCCGGUUGGGUCAAAGCCGUAAGGAAGGCCAAUAAAAAAAACAAAAUACUUCCUCGGCUGCUGUUUGACGGAUGGUCCUAUCAGGACUACAUGAGCGUCCUGGACAGUGAGGAUGAGAUGGAGGAGUUGGGUCGAGAGAUGCUGGAAGUGGCAAAGGCCGAAGGGUUUGACGGGUACACACUGGAGUUAUGGAGUCAGCUCGGAGGAAACAAGAGAAAUGAGCUGGUGCACAUGGUCACACACCUGUGUGAGACUCUGAAUGCUGGGAAGUUGACCUGUGUGCUGGUCAUCCCUCCUCCAGUCGCGCCUGGGUCGGGUCAGCCCGGCAUGUUCGGCCGAGAGGAUUUUGAGAAACUGGCCCCUGUGGUGGACGCCUUCAGCCUGAUGACGUACGAUUACUCAGGACCGGGCAGGCCGGGUCCGAGCUCUCCGCUGCCCUGGGUCAGAGAGUGUGUGCUUCAGCUCGCCCCUCACAACCAGUGGAGACACAAGAUCCUGCUGGGAAUCAACAUGUACGGCCUGGACUUCAGCAGCCACGGCGGAGCGGAGCCACUGCUGGGCGGGAGGUAUGUUGAACUGCUGAAGGAAGUGAAACCCAAACUGCAAUGGGAUGAAAACACUGGAGAACAUUUCUUCAAUUACAAAAGGAAUAACGGAUUGAAGCAUGUUGUUUACUAUCCCACUUUAAAGUUUCUCCAGCUUCGUAUCGCUUUGGCAACUGAACUGGGAACAGGAAUUUCCAUGUGGGAAUUGGGACAAGGACUGGACUAUUUCUAUGAGCUUUUGUGACCUGUGAUCUGACUUACAUCUCCUUCCAAAUAAUAAAGUGUGAUUUAUCAAAGCACUUUGUGAUAUUUAUGACGAUACUGUUGCUGAGCAUGCCAAUAAAAUUAUUUUUUAAUGACA
Pimephales promelas (fathead minnow) is the source of this 1418-nucleotide messenger RNA. It is a transcript of the gene chid1, whose product is annotated as chitinase domain containing 1. Gene Ontology annotation, cellular component: endomembrane system. Lineage: Eukaryota; Metazoa; Chordata; Actinopteri; Cypriniformes; Leuciscidae. The record is from RefSeq and is a predicted model, not a curated record. Gene Ontology annotation, biological process: carbohydrate metabolic process. Gene Ontology annotation, molecular function: oligosaccharide binding; chitin binding.